Abrus precatorius (Indian licorice) is the source of this 807-nucleotide messenger RNA. Its product is annotated as protein SRC2-like. The coding region runs from base 1 to 807 and encodes 268 amino acids. Lineage: Eukaryota; Viridiplantae; Streptophyta; Magnoliopsida; Fabales; Fabaceae. Gene Ontology annotation, biological process: defense response. The record is from RefSeq and is a predicted model, not a curated record. The transcript has a single exon.
AUGGAACCCAGAAGCAGCAUAGAGCUGAAACUCAUUUCGUGCAAAGACCUCAGAGCCUUCAACUUCUUUCAAAAACUCACCGUUUACGCGCUCGUCUUCAUCGCCAGUGAUGAUCCCACCAGAGACCUAACGGAGGAACAGAAGCAACAGCAGAAAACCCAAACAGAUAGAGAAAGCGACGACGACGGUAGCAACCCCGAAUGGAACCACGAAGCGCGUUUCGAUCUGGAAUGCUUCUCGCAACGCGGUUUCGCCGACCUCUUCUUCCGCUUCGAGUUCCGACACGACGGUGUCAUCCUCGGCGACAAGCUCCUCGGAGAGUGUCGCGUUUCCAUCGCCGAUCUGCUCCGUGACGUCCCCGACGUCGCCAGAUUCGUGAGUUACGAGGUUCGUGCCGCUGAUGGCAAGCCCAACGGGAUCUUCAAUUUCUCGUACAAAUUGAACGGGUUUGGGACCCACUCGUCACAGAUUCUCGACGGGAGAAUCUCUGGGUACCCUGUUCUGGCUCCGGAUGAUUGUUCUCCGAACACAUCGCAGGUACGAAUACAAUAUCCAACGUCGGAAAUCGCGAACUCAUAUUGCUACCCGACGGCUGCUUUGCCAGUGGCUUCUGCUGUUUAUUCUCCCGCGGUUGCACCGCCUCCGCCGGUUUUGUUUCCGCCGUCCGGAGAGUGUCAUUAUUGUUACCCUCCGCCGCCGGCGCGUCCAUACCCUCCCCCGCCUCCUCCGGCGGUGCAAUAUUACGUACCUUUUCGGCCUGUGGCCCAUCCCUGGCCACCAGGCCCGUAUUUUGAACACAGGUGGUAG